Molecule: messenger RNA, 1884 nt
Organism: Cannabis sativa
Lineage: Eukaryota; Viridiplantae; Streptophyta; Magnoliopsida; Rosales; Cannabaceae
Product: cytochrome P450 71D9
Exons: 2
Coding region: 83-1624 (513 amino acids)
Molecular function (GO): oxidoreductase activity, acting on paired donors, with incorporation or reduction of molecular oxygen; monooxygenase activity; heme binding
Source: RefSeq, a predicted model, not a curated record
UAUAUAUAAUGAAGGAGUAACUAAUGAAGAUAACAGAAACAAAAAGACACCAAUAUUGUUAUAACAAUUUCAUGAUAUACAUAUGGAGCUCCACCUACCCUCUUUCCCAAUAAUUUUCUCAACCUUAAUUUUUUUGUUUAUGGUGAUCAUCAUCAUAAACAUACUCAAGAAAAGAACUUCUUCAACCCUCCCACCAGGACCAUGGCAACUACCCUUUGUGGGAAACAUGCACAAUCUUUUGGGGUCUUUACCCCACCAUACACUAAGAGACUUAGCCAAAAAAUAUGGGCCAUUUAUGUACCUAAAAUUUGGCCAAGUUCCAACCAUAGUAGUCUCUUCCCAAGAAUUUGCCAAAGAGGUUAUGAGAACUCAUGAUGCCAUCUUUGCCUCAAGACCCAAAACUUUGUACACACAAAUCAUACUAUAUAGCAAUAGUGACAUAGCCUUUGCUCCCUAUGGUGAGUAUUGGAGACAACUUAGAAAACUAUGUAUGCAAGAGCUUUUGAGCAUAGCUAGGGUUCAAUCUUUUAGACACAUAAGAGAAGAAGAGAUGAAUAAUCUCAUGGAAUGGAUUGCCUCAAAUGAUGGGAAGGUUAUAAAUCUUAGUGAAAAGAUUCAAUCAUCAUCAUAUGGCAUCACUUCUAGAUCUGCCUUUGGUAAGAAAAGCAAAGACCAUGAAGAGAUCAUAUCAAUUGUUGAGGAAAGUAUAAAGUUAGCUAGUGGCUUUGAAAUUACAGAUUUUUUUCCUUCUCUUAGUUUUCUUGCUUUGAUUAGUCAUUCAAAGUCAAGAUUGGAAAGUGUGAAGCAAAGGGCUGAGAGGAUUAUUGAAAAUAUCAUCCAAGAACAUAGAGACAAAAAUAUCAAAGCUGGUGAAAGUGGAAUACAUGAAGAUUUUGUAGAUGUUCUUUUGAAGUUUCAUAACAAUGAUGAUGAUAUUGGAUUUUCCUUAACGACUGACAAUGUCAAAGCUGUUAUUUGGGACAUCUUUACUGCAGGAACUGAGACAUCAGCUACAAUUGUAGAUUGGGCAAUGGCAGAAAUGAUAAGAAACCCAAGAGUAAUGAAAAAAGCACAAGAGGAAGUGAGACAAGUGUUUAACAAAAAAGGCAUGGUUGAUGAAACAGGAAUAAGUGAUUUGAAAUACUUGAAAUCAAUAGUGAAAGAAACUCUAAGAUUGCACCCUUCUUCUCCAUUGUUACUCCCAAGAGAAAGUAGAGAGAAGUGUGUUAUCAAUGGCUAUGAGAUACCUAAGAAAACUAGGAUCAUAGUUAAUGCAUGGGCAAUCGGAAGAGAUCCUAAAUAUUGGACUGAGCCCGAGAGUUUUAUGCCCGAAAGAUUUCUUGAUAGCAAUAUUGAUUUCAAGGGGAACAAUUUUGAGUAUAUCCCAUUUGGUGUGGGAAGAAGAAUAUGUCCAGGUAUGUCAUUCGGGCUAAUCAAUGUUGAGCUUCCGCUUGCAUUUUUGUUGUACCAUUUUGAUUGGAAACUUCCCAAAGAAAUAAUGAGCCAUGAAGAUUUGGAUAUGACUGAGUUGUUUGGUAUAUCUGUGAAAAGAAAAGAUCAUCUCCACUUAAUUCCUAUGGCUUAUUAUGAUGUUUCAAGUGUUGAAAGAUCGGAAAGAGAAUGAAAAGUUGGAGCUCUUAUUUAAUAUUUGUUUCUUUGUAACUUAAUGAAAGAAUUCUAGGGUACUCUUUAAAUAAUAAUGUGUGCUUGAGGAAUAAAGUAUUGUGUAAAAAUGAAAAAAAAAAAAAAAAAAAAAAAAAAAAACCCCUAGAUAUCUGUAUAUGUGUAUAUAUAGGCCAAAAAAAAAAAGAAAAAACUUUAAAAUAUUUAAUGUAGAAUUGUAAUCUUGUUUGUUUUAACACAAAUUAAUUUAAAAGAGAUUUU